AUGGAUGAUGAGACGGCUUGGGUCCAGGCCGGGGCCACACUUGGCGAAUUGUACCACAACAUCGCCAAUAAGAGUGACUCCCACGCCUUCCCUGCGGGGUUAUGCCCUAGCGUGGGCGUGGGGGGCCACAUCAGCGGUGGUGGCAUACGGCCUAGCGGACGCAAAAAUCAUGAAUGCGAAAGGCGAGAUCCUCGACAGGGAAUUGAUGGGCGAGGAUCUUUUCUGGGCCAUCAGAGGAGGGGUGGGGCCAGCUUCGGCAUCAUACUCGCGUGGCGGGUCCAGCUCGUCCGAGUCCCUCCGUUGGCCACGAACACCCAAAACAAGCCAAUAUUCGCACGUGUCUACUUCAAUUCCCUCUUCCUCGGAAAUGCAAAAGAUUUAUUAGAAUUGAUGAACACAAAUUUCCCAGAAUUAGGGUUACAAGAGGCGGAUUGCGAGGAGAUGAGCUGGAUCAACUCAACUCUCUACUUCUCUUCCUACACAAACCAGCCCUUGGAGAUUCUUCUGAAUAGGACAAUGAAGUAUAAGGUCAACAGCAUGAAGGGGAAAUCGGACUUCGCCACGGUGCCUUUACCAAAAUCCGCGUACCACGGGAUCAAUGAGCGGCUGGUGAAGGAGAACUCGGAAAGGGAAUUUGUUCAACAUAUAUGGGAUGAGGGCGAAAAGGAGAAGAAACAUUUGAAGUGGAGUAGGGAGAUGUAUGAUUUCAUGGAGCCAUAUGUUUCGUCUUCGCCGCAAAGGGCUUACUUGAAUUAUAGGGAUCUUGAUUUAGGGUUUCAGAAGAAGGGCGAACGGAGCUAUUCGCGAGCUAUUGGUUGGGGGGAGAAGUAUUUUAAUGGGAAUUUUGAGAGAUUGGCCAAGGUCAAGAAGAUGGUUGAUCAAGAUCAUUUCUUUGGAGAUAUGCAAAGCAUUCCUCCAAUUUCUUAA
Messenger RNA from Salvia hispanica, 927 nucleotides. NCBI's taxonomy places the organism in Eukaryota, Viridiplantae, Streptophyta, Magnoliopsida, Lamiales, Lamiaceae. The record is from RefSeq and is a predicted model, not a curated record.